Psammomys obesus (fat sand rat) is the source of this 8414-nucleotide messenger RNA. It is a transcript of the gene Aff1, whose product is annotated as ALF transcription elongation factor 1. Gene Ontology annotation, biological process: regulation of gene expression. Gene Ontology annotation, cellular component: super elongation complex; nucleus. NCBI's taxonomy places the organism in Eukaryota, Metazoa, Chordata, Mammalia, Rodentia, Muridae. The record is from RefSeq and is a predicted model, not a curated record.
GUGGGUGCCCGGAGCUGGCGAAGCAGGAGCUGGCGGAGCCCCGCGCGCUCGGCCGGUGGCCUGCACGCCCCGCGGUGCGGGCUGCACCCUCGGGUUCCCCCACGGCUCUGGAGCCGGACCCGCGUUCCCCGCAUCUCAACAGGUCAAGGGAGGUGACGAGGACGCCCCGGAGGACCAAAGAAGCUGGAAGAUGAGUGCCACCCACUGACAGCAGCAAUGGCUUUUAAGGACAGCAGCGGCAGCAGCCUGUACAAUGAAGAUAGAAACCUGCUUCGAAUCAGAGAGAAGGAAAGACGCACCCAAGAAGCUCCCCAGGAGAAAGUGCUGUUCCCCGAGAAGGCCCCGCUGUUCGCAGAGCCCUACAAGACUGCAAAAGGCGAUGAGCUGUCGAGCCGGAUCCAGAACAUGCUAGGCGACUAUGAGGAGAUGAAGGAGUUCCUGAGCACCAAGUCCUGCCCCCCGCACCUGGGUGGCUCCGAAGACAGGCCAGGGAAGCCGAGGUACCCUUCCUUCCACGACAGAGGCAGCAGCGUGGCACCCAGCUCCUUCCGCACACACGUCUACCACCAGCCUACCCACACUUCCGCCCCUGGGUCACUUUCCGUCAGCAACAUUAGCCACAGUCCAAAGAUGGCACAGCCAAGGAUGGAACCAGUGCCAAGCCUCCAUGCCAAAAGCUACGGUACGCCCGACGGCCCACAUCUGCCUCAGGAUCGCCUCAGUCAGGGCCAUUGUUCCAGAACGUGUGACCGCAGAGCUGACGGAGACUCGGCCCCGGAGCGGAAGCUCUCGCCCUCAGUCUCUUUGCCAUCCCCGGUGACCCCUUUGUCACCUGUACAUUCCAGGCUGCAAGGAGCCAGCAAGGCUCACAGCACUGGCACCAGCAGUAAAAGCUACUGUGCAGCCACGUCUUCCAAGGACCUGGUGGUGAAGGGCCAGGAUAAAGAGACUCCUCACGACAGUUUGGUGGCAGUCACCAGCCUCGGAGUGGCCCCCCAACCACCUUGUCAGACAUUUCCACCCCCUCCCCUCCCCUCCAAAAGUGUUGCAAUGCAGCAGAAGCCCACGGCGUACGUCCGGCCCAUGGACGGUCAGGAUCAGGCUCCCACCGAGUCCCCUGAGCUGAAGCCGCCACUGGAGGACUAUGGUCAGCAAAGUUUUGAGAAACCAGACCUUAAAGUGCCUGCCAAAGCCAAGCUGGCCAGACUAAGGAUGCCCUCGCAGUCGGUGGAGCAGACGUACCCCAGUGAAGUUCACUGUGUCGAGGAGAUCCUGAAGGAAAUGACCCACUCAUGGCCGCCUCCUCUGACAGCCAUCCACACGCCCAGUACCGCCGAGCCGUCCAGGUUUCCUUUCCCGACAAAGGAGCCUCUGCACAGCAGCUCUGCAACCCAAAGCCAAAAACAGUAUGAUGCGCCUUCAAAAACCCACCCUAAUUCCCAGCAAGGAACAUCCAUGCUCGAGGAUGACCUGCAACUCAGUGAUAGUGAAGACAGUGACAGCGACCAAGCCGCCGAGAAGCCUCCGAGCCCACCUGCACCUCCAAGCGCUCCACAGACGCUUCCCGAACCCGUGGCAUCGGCACAUUCCAGCAGCGCGGAGUCGGAGAGCAGCGAGUCGGACAGCUCCUCAGACUCGGAGAGUGAGAGCAGCUCCAGCGACAGCGAGGAAAACGAGCCCCUGGAAGCCCCAGCUCCCGAGCCCGAGCCUCCAACAACAACAAACAAAUGGCAGCUGGACAACUGGUUGACCAAAGUCAGCCAGCCCGCCGCUUCCCUUGAGGGUCGAGGGAGCACGGAGUCUCCACGCUGGCGCCAGGAAAGUAAGGGUGGUGGUGACCACAGCACUGACCAGCAGCAUCCUGAAUCCAAAGACCCUUCCCCCAAGAGUUCCAGCAAAGCUCUCCGGGGUCCCUCUGAGGGGCCACAGCCUGGGAAGAGAAGCUGUCAGAAAUCCCCUGCUCAACAGGAGCCCCCGCCUCGGCAAACUCUCGGCAGCAAACAACUCAGAAAACCCACCAAGGGCUCUGGCCAGGCAGAGCCCCAGGCCAGCUUGCAGGUGGAGAGCGAACCAGGACCCCUUCCCUAUGGCUCAAAAGAGCAGACUUCCAAAGACAAACCCAAGGUGAAGACGAAAGGCAGACCGCGUGCUGUGGGCAGUAGGGAGCCGAAGCCCGAGGCUCCUUCGCCCAUGCCUCAGGCAGCCGGGCCCAUGCCCAUCGAGAAGAGGAAGCAUAAGCGCUCCCCAGCCCCCUCCAAGGCCCUCCCAGGCCCUCAGGCCCCAAAGGACAGUGCUGGGGACAGCAACCCCAAGCACUCUGCUCCUGUCUCCUUGACCCAGAGCCAGGGUUCACUCCACAGUGGCAGGGGCAGUGGCGUCAGGACUAGUGGCUGCCGACAGGCUGUCAUUGUCCAGGAGGAUGGUGGAAAAGACAAACUCCUGUUGCCUUUGAGAGACACCAAACUGCUCUCGCCGCUCAGGGACGAGCCACCACCGACAAGCUUGGUGGUGAAGAUCACCCUUGACCUUCUCACUCGGAUUCCCCAGCCCCUGGGGAAGGGGAGCCGCCCCAGGAAAGCAGACGACAAGCAGCUGCCGGCUGGGAAGAAGCAGGACCUGGAGAAGAGGAGCUGCGACAGCUCCAGGAGGAUGACCAAGAAGAGGAAGGGUGACCCAGAAAAAGACCACGAUAGCAAGAAAAUCAGACUGGAGAAGGAACUCAAAUCGCAGACUGCAUCGUCUUCCUCUUCCCACACAGAAUCUUCCAAAACAAAGACCCCCAGGCCCUCCUCAGAGUCCUCAAGAAAGGAAAUGCUUCCUCCUCUACCUGUGUCAGCCUCCUCCUCGUCUUCCUCCUCCUCGUCUUCCUCCUCCCAGAAGCCAAGCAAACCUGCACACAAGCGGUCAAAGCCGGAUGCAGACACCUGUAGCCAGGACCCUCCCCGAAGUGCCAGCAGUACCAAGAGCAGCUCCAAGGACUCCUCUGUUCCCAAGCACAGAAAAGUCCAGGCCAGGGGCUCUGAGCACAAAGGAUCUUCUGAAGAUGCUGCAAAUCCUUUUCCAGUGCCUUCUUUGCCAAACGGUAACUCUAAGUCAGGGAAGCCACAAGGCAAGUCUGACAGACAGCAAGCUGAUUUUCACAUGAAGGAGGCUAAGAAGUUGAAGUGCAAAGCUGAGGCAAUGGCGGACAAGGCCGGAAAGGCCUUCAAGUAUUUGGAGGCUGUCGUGGCUUUUAUUGAGUGUGGGAUGGCCAUGGAGUCCGAAAGCUCGGCAAAGUCCGCAUUUGCUGUGUACUCGGAAACGGUGGACCUCAUCAAGUUCUUGAUGUCACUAAAGUCCUUCUCAGAUACCUCGGUGCCAGCACAAGAGAAGAUAUUUGCAGUUUUAUGCUUGCGUUGCCAGUCUCUGCUGAACAUGGCGAUGUUUCGAUGUAAAAAAGACAUAGUCAUGAAGUAUUCUCGCACGCUUACUGACCACUUCAAGAGUUCUUCCAAAGUGGCCCAGGCACCUUCUCCGUGCACGGCAAGAAGCACGGGUGUUCCGUCCCCCCUCUCCCCAAUGCCUUCUCCUGCCAGCUCCGUGGGGUCCCAGUCAAGUGCUGGCAGUAUGGGGAGCAGCGGGGUGACGGCCACCGUCAGUACCCCAGUCGCCAUCCAGAAUAUGACCUCCUCCUAUGUCACCAUCACCUCCCAUGUCCUUAAAGCCUUUGACCUUUGGGAACAGGCAGAGGCUCUUGCAAGGAAAAAUAAAGAAUUCUUUGCUCAGCUCAGCACAAAAGGACGCAUCUUGGCCCUCAACAGCAGCCUGGUGGACCUGGUGCACUACAUAAGACAGGGUUUGCAGCGGCUGAAACAGACCUCCAAAACUCCCUAAUGCAGGCCGGGCUGGCUGGAUGCCUCGGGAUGUCUUUGCUCAAGCAGAAACCUUGAUCCAGUAUGGACCGUAGUCUGAGCGGCGUGUCAAAGAAGAGAAGCACCAUGAGCUGCCAGGAUGCUUGUCUUAACUCACAGGAGCUGUGUGGCCAUCGGAGGGACGCUGGUCAGCAGAGCGGAUGGCGGGAAGUGAUCUUGCCUUUCCGGAAGGAAGGGCGGAAGUGCAGUGGAGCCUGAGUGGCAUACGAACGGUCUAGAAACAUUUCUGAUUUUUCUGUUUGUUUGUUUGAACAAUAGCAUACACAUUGCAAAUGAGAGGAAGAGAACAAGUUUUAAGUCUGACAACAAAUUCUUGUCAUCUCAGUAGCCACACUAGUUCAUGUCUGGAAGGAGUUUUUAUUUUUUGAAUAAUAUUUUUUGGUGAAGGGUUUUAUGGGUAUUUUUUUUUUUCUUUUCGUGUUUUAAAGGAAACAUUUAGUCCAUUCUAGUGGCCACCUGUGAAGCAGAAGUGAAGGCCACUCCACCGCUCCUCCCCCUGCAGGGAACAGUGGCUCUGAUGACACCCAGAGGUUCCGUCUGGAGUGUCCCUCCCAGUGCCUGGAGUCCUGCACACUGUCGAGCCCUGGUCCCUCUGGCUGUGCUUGCUGAAAAGCCUCCCUCAGCCCAGAGGGGCAGCAUUUAGAUCUGGGAGCCCUCGUGCGGUCUUCCCCACACCUCCGGAGGCCUCACAAUUCCUCCUGCCACACUCAGGGGAAGGAACUUGCCGGGCAGCAUGCUCGGCGUGGUGUGGCUUGGGCAGAGGGAGCCGUGUCCAGCUUGGGCAGGAGGCUGACACACUUGACGCGUCUGCUGGAGCUGGGAUCCAGGUGCUGACGGGACUGUGGCUGCUCGUGAACCCGAGAGCAAGGUGAAGUCUUCCUAGAGAGGCUGUAUUUUUCUGCUAAAAUAUUUUAUAUUUAUAGCAAAACUCAACUUUCUAAAGCCCUUGACUACCCAGGGGACAUUGGCCCCUGUGAAGAUGUGGAGACUUGAGGGGAGGGGACAGAUAAUUCAACUUAAAAAAAAAAAAAAAUCCACUACCAUACAGCUUCGUGCAGACCAUGUUCUCAGGUGUCACGAUUUGAUGAGGUUGGGAAGACCCGUGACCUCAUGGCUAUACCCCGUCCACAUACGUUAGCAUCACUGACAGGAAGUGAGAACACACCAGAAUUCACACCUGCUUCUAAGCACAGGCUGGUCAUUGCACCUUUGAAGGUCAUCGCUGAAUACGUUUGAGUGCAGUGGUUGUUUUCUGUUUUGUUUUUUUCCUUCUAGAAAGUAGAAUUUGCACAUGCAUUCACAUGGAGGUAACUGGUUUUUUACCCACUCACUGUCUCUGCUUCCUGCCAGCCAUGUUUGUGAGUUCGCAUUUAUAGAUCAGUGGAGACAGGAGACCACCUUUCCUUAGCGAGGGCGCCUGUGGUCCCCAUGGUAAGACAGAGACUCUCUUGGCACCUUGGUCAGUCUUCACAGGGACUCUGGGUGAGUGCAAUGCCUGCUUUUCUGGGGCACAGUGUGUGCUCCUCUCUGUGCGGUGUUCCUCGGUCCUCUCGGCCUUUUAUCCUGGUUUGGAUAAAGCCUUGUGCAUAUCUGAGUAUAGGCCAUGGCUGUGACCCGGCUCAGCAGGUUUCUUUAUUGAUGUUCUGAAGCAAAGCCCUUUUUCUCUCUGCGGCUCAGAUAACAGUUUGUGGGAGGUUGUCUCCGAGCUGUGCCACCUCUUCAGAGUUGGCCUGCGGGCACCUCGGAUCUUUUCCCUCUUGCAUGGCUGCCUGUCAGUUGUGAAUGGGUAUGAUCCUUGCGGCGGGUUUUGAGAACGUGUGUGUUCUACCAUCGGACCACUGUGCCCCUUGACUGGGCGCACUCACCAGUGCAGGAAGAACGGGCUGCCUCAUUCUUGGUAUGGACGUGUUUCCUCAACUCUGUAUACUACGAUUUGUAUCUUGAGAACUAACCAAGUUGGACAGCUGCAUUUGUAUCAGGUUGGUGUGAAGCUCUUGCUGGUUUUCCCACAACUCUGUACCUGAAGCGGGAGAGCCGUCUCUGGUCAGUUCUGGUCUUGCUUUCACUGGAGAAACCUGAAGCCUCUUUGAAGCCAUUUGCACUUUUCACUGUAUGCUAACAGUCAGUUCCCAAAAGGCAAAUUAAUUUGGGAGGACUAUAAAAUGAACCCUUUGAAUGUGUGAUGCUCUGAUAACCAUAGAGAACACACAUUUAUUUCAUGGUGAGGAGUGAAUAAAUCAAUCUUGCCUUUGUCUCUACAAAGGGUGUGUGUGCCCGUCUGUCUGCAAUAGAAAGUAGAGGAACACACUUUUUCCCAAGUGUUGAAUGUUUUCUAUUUUGGAAAUAAGUAAAAUUUCAUACAUGUAAAAAACCCUGCUCUGUCAUAAAAAGCAACGCUGCUAAAUCGGGUUGCCAAGAGGGCAGGCCAUGCAGAAGCAGGACAGGAGAGGCGAGCAAGCGCUAGCCAGUGGUCCCUCGCACUUGUACGGGAAAUAGCUGUAUUUUUCUUUAAAAAAAAUUUUGUAGAUGUUUUGACAAAAAUGUCUUAUCCAUUCCCUGGACAGACUGGACCAUCCCCACCCAGCCCCAUCUGUGUUUGGUAGGUCUUAGGAAGCUUAGCACACUCUUCCCUGUCGUAAUUGAAAAUGUGCUUUAGCUGAUACCUUACAUGUUGAUGGUAGGGACAGACUCUCGUUUUACGAUUCCUGUUUGGAAACUGUCAGGAUGACUGUGCGCCUCAGUGAUGGCAGAGGGUUGGCAGGCUUGGCGAGACAGAUCUGUGCCUUUGUACCAAAUGUAAUUUCUGAAGUGAUGCUGUUCAUUUUGCCACAGCGUCAAGUGGUUUCACAGGUUUUCUGUUUACUUUCCUGCUUUGUGAAGUUUGAAGUGAGUUGGUCUAUAUAUAUAUAUAUAUAUAUAUAUAUAUAUAUAUAUAUAUAUAUAUAUAUACACUUUAAAAUAUAUAUAAAUCUUUCCACGCCUCCUACAGAUUCCUUCUUUUUCUUAAUAAUUCAUUUCCCCAACACUACAAAAUGUCUUUGAAAAUUUACCAUUUCAUCUGUUUCAAUCUUUACCACCGGUUAGAGUAUUUAAAUCUCCUAAGAAUAUUUUGGGCUCCUUUUAGAAACACAGAAGUAUAGGCUUUCUCACUGAGCUGUGGAGAUGCUAUGAUCAACUUUGAUGUCCCUCUCCUGCCUAUUUCGGUUGGUUUUGGUCCAUUUGGAAAUAAUGGAUGUGAGGGCUUUUCCUGUGCCUUUAAUUUGUCCUUCUGCGGAAGGGCAGAAGGGCAGAAGGGCAUGGUGUUGGGAUGUUCCUUCAAAAUCUGCAAGUGGUAUUUGUGCCAGGCAGUCCUGCAGUGUGCCGUCCAAUUAUGCCGAUUCCCCGUUGGCUGAGAACAGUUGCUGAAUGCCCAUGCUCUUAGGGACACACUGAAAAACACCAUUGACAUUUCUUCAGGCGACUGUCAGUUUCUCGGUUCCUUGGGGCUGACUCACACUUUAUUCUGUUCUGCUGUGCACCUGACAUCAGCAGUGACCAUCAUGUGCAGACGAAUGCCUCUUUUCCUACCCAAGAGGGAGCCAGAGGACAGGGCGGAGCCUGGAGCUCCCUGUGAGCCUGUGGAUUGAUUGCUACAUUGUCCAUGGGACACUGGGAUGGGCCAGCCAAAGGCAGGCCACGCUGCACUGUUGGGCCGGGCAGUGGCUGCCCCAAGGGAGAUGAACUCGCGUUGUCUUAGCAGUGCUCAAUACAGGCAGUAUUAAGUUUGCCGUUUGCUCAGGCCAUGUGGUGCACAUCCUCAUGAUAUCAGGCAGACGCUGUUCAUGUUGCGGUGUGGGCAUGUGUGUCCCGAAUCUUUUUUUUUUUUUUUUUUUUCUGAAUGUGAUCAUGUUUUGGAUGAUACCUGAGCAGGGUUGCCUUUUUUUAUUUAUUACCAUUAUAUAUUAUAUUAUAUAUAUUAUAUAUUUUCUUUCUUAUAAUGUUAGAAAAAAGUCAGAUCUUGGGAUUAAAAUUGCUUUAAGGAGGAGUAGGUUGCCCAGGUGAUGCUGAAAUCACUGGUCUGCCUUUACUGAGUCCUUGAUCCCUGUGGAGUAGGUGCCGGCUAGCACCAGUGCAGUGGUUUUGGCUGCGGGCUAGGAAGCGCUGAUCUCCCAGCGAAGAGGGGCAACGCAAAUCCGGGGAAACGCCACAUUACCUUGUUUUUGUUUUUUAAUCAGCUUCAGCAAUAGAACUGCAAACUUGGCUUUUGUGAAUAAAAUUUAGCUGCCUUGUGGAAUCCUUUGAAAGAGGCAGACAUGAUCUGUGAGAGAAUUCUUUUUUUUUUUUAAAGAAAAUCUGCAAAAGAUCUUUCCAAAGAUAAUGUGCCACAGAUCUUUUUUUUUUCUCUGUAAUGAGGAUUAAGUGCUGUUUUUAAAAAAUGUAAUUGACUUGUUCAUCUUCACAGUCUUUCCUUUCCACAAGAUCAAACUGUAGAAAAAAAUAUUUAAUAAAAAUUUAGAGAAAUCA